Zalophus californianus (California sea lion) is the source of this 4816-nucleotide messenger RNA. It is a transcript of the gene SLC25A46, whose product is annotated as solute carrier family 25 member 46. Gene Ontology annotation, cellular component: mitochondrial outer membrane. The record is from RefSeq and is a predicted model, not a curated record. Bases 123 to 1388 code for a protein of 421 amino acids. Gene Ontology annotation, biological process: mitochondrial fission; mitochondrial membrane fission; axon development. NCBI's taxonomy places the organism in Eukaryota, Metazoa, Chordata, Mammalia, Carnivora, Otariidae. The transcript is spliced from 8 exons.
UUCCGGUUGUCAGAUUGCCCCAGACGCGGCGGGGGCCGGGAAGAAGCCGUGUGGCCGUAGGUCGCGGUGGCCCCGGUGGUGGUGGGCUCCGAGUGGGCUCGCGUCAUCCUGCCCCGUCUGCGAUGCAUCCGCGGCGCCCGGACGGAUUCGACGGCUUGGGCUAUCGGGGCGGUGCCCGGGAUGAGCAGGGUUUUGGCGGCGCUUUCCCUGCAAGGUCCUUCAGCUCCGCGUCGGACCUGAGCCACUGGGUGACCACUCCCCCAGACAUCCCCGGUAGCCGCAACCUGCACUGGGGCGAAAAGAGCCCGCCCUACGGCGUGCCGGGCCCCUCCACCCCGCUCGAGGGCCCCGCGGAGGAACCGUUUCCCGGCGGCGGCGGCGGCGGCGGCGGCGGCGUGCCGGGGCAGAGUACCGAGCAGUUGAAUAGAUUUGCUGGAUUUGGUAUUGGCCUUGCAAGUCUCUUUACAGAAAAUGUACUGGCACAUCCUUGCAUUGUUCUACGCCGCCAAUGUCAGGUUAAUUAUCAUGCUCGGCAUUACCAUCUCACUCCAUUUACAGUCAUCAAUGUUAUGUACAGCUUCAACAAAACUCAGGGACCAAGGGCCCUUUGGAAAGGAAUGGGAAGUACAUUUAUUGUCCAGGGAGUCACACUCGGAGCAGAGGGAAUAAUAAGUGAAUUCACACCUUUACCAAGGGAGAUUUCACAUAAGUGGAAUCCUAAGCAAAUAGGAGAACACCUUCUACUAAAAUCCCUCACUUACAUGGUGGCAAUGCCUUUUUAUUCAGCAAGUCUAAUUGAAACAGUACAGAGUGAGAUCAUUCGCGAUAACACUGGAAUUUUGGAAUGUGUAAAAGAAGGAAUUGGAAGAGUGAUUGGCCUCGGAGUGCCUCAUAGCAAACGACUGCUCCCACUUCUUUCCUUGAUCUUCCCUACGGUGCUGCAUGGGGUUCUUCAUUACAUCAUCAGCUCAGUCAUUCAGAAGUUUGUCCUCCUAAUUCUAAAGAGAAAGACUUACAGUAGCCGUCUAGCUGAGAGCACUAGUCCGGUGCAGAGUAUGUUGGAUGCUUAUUUUCCAGAACUUAUUGCUAACUUUGCUGCCAGUCUUUGCUCUGAUGUUAUACUUUACCCAUUGGAAACAGUUCUGCACCGCCUUCACAUUCAAGGAACACGCACAAUCAUUGACAAUACAGACCUUGGCUAUGAAGUGCUUCCCAUUAACACACAGUACGAGGGAAUGAGAGACUGUAUCAAUACCAUAAGGCAGGAGGAAGGAGUGCUCGGUUUUUAUAAGGGGUUUGGUGCUGUUAUAAUACAGUACACACUGCAUGCAGCUGUUCUACAGAUUACCAGAAUUAUUUACUCCACCCUUCUUCAGAAUAGUGUUUGAGGUUUAAGUUUCUGGUUAGGCUAAAAGACAUAAUCUGGAUACUUCGUUAUGAAAUUAUGAGAGAUAAAAGUGAAAUACUGGGGGGGAAUGGAUUAGAAAGCAAAACUGGUAGAAAAAGCCCAUGCUGAUUAUAUUGACUCUUCAUUUUUUAAAAGGCAUAGGUACAUAUUUUGGAUGAAAAGCGUUCCAAAUUUGAAACCUCCAUGAAAGUGACACUUAAUGCAUUGAAUUCUAGCUAGUGUAGCACUCAUGCUAAGCUAAACAUGAUCCUGGGCAGAAGGAAGAAUUGGUCAGCAAACAUAAAGCAGAAUUUCACAGAGCUGAAUUUAUUCCAUCUGACUUUAAUAUUUAUUAGAAGUUUAUUUCACCUUCUAGAUUGAUACUGCUAUAUCAUCCUUAAUAUAGUAUAUAUAUAGUAUCAGUAUCGUUUAUCUUUAAGUAAAUAAACUAUCAUCAAUGAUAAAGAUGAGAAGGGCUAGAUUUGACCAUGUGUAAGCAGGACUUGAAGAGUUUUAAAUUGCAUUGUCCCUGUAUAACUUUUUAAUGGCUGUAUAUUUAUUAUAUAAAGCCAUUUAUGUACACACACGAAACUCAAAAUUUCCUUCAUCUCUACAAAUUUUCCACUCUGAGAUCAGCUUAUUCCAUAAGAUGAAGUCAUGUACUUUCUGCUUGAAUAUCAGAACAGAACAUUAAAACACAAGGUACCCAAAAGAUUUAAGGCAAACAGCAUAUUUGUCCAUAUCCAAACCCAGCGUUUCAAUGCCAGCAACUGAAAAUUCGUCAUAUGUUUAUAAAGCUUGAUUUGCUUACCUAGAUAUGUGAAUCAUCAGGCUGUUUAUAGAGCCACUCCUAAGAUAGAAUACAAAAUAAUCAUGACAACUAUUACUGUUUCCACAUUUACAAAUUGUGUCCUGAAAGGAAUGUGACUUGCCUUAUAUUUCUGAACGACUUGUCUUAGAGGAGACACAAUUAAAAUUCACAUGAAAAUAUGUGCCUCUCGCCUUCCAUAUAGUCGUCAUUAAAUAAUGGCUUCAGUUUUUAUUUUCUUCUAGUUUAUGUUUAUAGUUUCAUUCUCCAAACUAGAUACACAUAAAGGGAAAAACAAGUUUAUCCGUAUCACCUUUUAUUUAAACUUGUUUGAAUGAAUAAUGAAGAAAAAAUAAAAACCUUAAAGGAAGUUUGUCCUUGCUUUUUAUGGAUAAGGAAAAGAAGUAAAUCUCAAAAGUAAUAAGCAAAAACAUGGUUGUCAGUUCGUUUAAAAAAAAAAAAUUCUGCCUGUUCCUAAGUUGAAGUUGGUGGGUGAGGUUCUUUGCAUAAUAAAAUAAUAAGCAUUUCACUGAUCCAUCAUUAAACAUACUAGAAUUUCAUUUCCUCACAGGAAUGAUCACAGUUUUAUUACAAACCAUUUAGCACACUGCAGUGCAGUGAUUUUGCACUAGUGUUGUCCAACCUAAAACAGAUUUACUUGCUGAAUGUCAGUGGAACAGUUACUUUUUGUGAUUAAUAGUUUUAGAACCAAAAAAUGGUAUCUAAAUAAAGUGUCAAACUGUACGUAAAUAGCAGCUCUGUCUAUGAUCUCGUGUGGUAUGUGUGUGGUUUUUAAAAAUCACUACACAUGUUUUCCAUUUUUAAAUUCCACCAAGAGGGGAAAAUAAAAUUAAACACCACUGGUCACAUGUAUUUUCUGGUUAAUCUUUUAGAUCAUGGUUUACUUUGCCCUACCCAUGACACUUAAAUUGUUUUCAAUGCUUUUGAACUGCUAAGUAAAUUUUUAGAUGUUUAUAAUCUGUCCAACUUCCAAUCAUUUUUAUUAUAAUCAAAGAUUGUUUCAAAUAAGAGUAAACUUCAGAAAAUUUCAAGUUUCAGAAAAUUUCUAGAAAAACAGAAUCUGGAAUCAAGUAUUCACUAAUGAAAAUCCAUGAGAUCCAUCAUGUAGUUAAAAAUCGGUUAUUUCAAGAUUUUUGACAAAAGUUAGUAUAAACAUUCAGUUAUAUAAAUCUGUCUCAUUAUAGAAUCACUACAAGAUGGAUAGUCUGAACCACACACAAGUAAGGUUGGUCUUUUGUCUCUUCGGAGACAGAAUACAAAUUAAUAUUAAAAUUGGAAUGUGGCAAGUAAAAUACUAAUUAUUCUUCACUGCCGUUCCAAAUUAGUUGAAGUAUAAAAAUCCUUAAAAUUCAAGAACUUAGAUGCUGGCCAAAUAUACUUGAAUGAAUUUAGAAAGGAAUAAGUGUAAUGCAUAUUAGGCAUACUCUCCCUUUUAAGAAAUUGCUCUUCGUUCCUUAGCAUAUAUGUGCCAAAGUCAAAUAUCCAUUGGCUACAUUUUUUAAGGUGAUAAUAGCUCAGAAUAUUUUUAAUUCAGAUGAUUAAUAGUAUCAUGAAUAAGAUUCUAUUAAAAUGUUCCACAGGCCCAAUGGUCCUCUUACAUAACCCAGCUUUUGGCCAUGGGGCUGAAGUGUGAUUUGCUCGCUUUACGUUGUAGGAUUUCUUUCAUUUGAGUCAAAUAGUAUGAAAGUGAUUGCGUUAAAAACUGAAAAACCUGGUAAAUACUGAGUAUGUUAAGUGAAUUUAUGAAUUGAUUUAGUGCAUUUGCACAUAGAUUUCUUUCCCCUGAGCUACCCUUCUCUAUUGUAUGAGCCCUUGAAAAUAUAACCCCUAGGAUUUUAAAGUUUAUUGAAGCCUCCAAACUCCCAGCACUAGAUGUUAUAUAUAUGAAACAGUAAAAACAAACUGAUUUCAAAAUGACCAAGGUUUGGGGGAUCUGAUAACUCGGCCAAUGUUUUCAGAAACAACUGGAGAGUGAAGAAUCUCACUCACUUUUGCAAACAUGCCUGACUACUCACAGCUGUCUUUUUAGUACAGGUUUUGUUAACAACUGCACAAAGCAUUCACUUUACUGACUCAGCACGAAUGCUUCAAUAUUUCUGUGUAUUCAUAUACCUGCUCAGAAAACAAAACACACUGCUUUUGUUCUUUGCAACUGAGAUUGUGGAGGAUAUUUGCCCUCAAGUUUGAUUGAUCUUUUGGAACAUGAAAGACUACUCUGCCAGCUCUUAAAAAGACAGGUUUGAAUGAAUUAUUUUCAAUAAUAUGUAAGCAAAUAAAAUCCCCUUGGUAGCAACUCACAUUGCAUUAGAAUUUGAGUGAUACUUUGGCAUCUCUGUUUUCUCUUCUCUUUCAAAUAAUUGCACAGUUCUCUUGCUCUCUCUAACAUAAACUGGAUGUGUAAUGUCUUUCUUUUGAGUCACUCAUUAAUGAGAUACCAAGUUGUAUAGCACAGUAACAAAAACUUGUGAUACUAUGAGUCUUACACAAUAUUACCUCAGCUACAAGAGGUGUUUGUGUGUGUUUUUAAGUUGUUUUUGUCUAGUAUUUUAAAUGUUUUCAGCAAAUUGUGUAAUAUGAAAAGGUUCAAUAAAAUAUUGAAA